UAGAAAAUAAAAUAUGAUUGUAGGAAGAAUAUUAGAAUUACUAAAUUUAACUAAUAUGAAACAUCUACAAAUAUAAUAUUAGAGAAUUAAAAGGAAAUUUAACAUGGAUUAGACAACAUCACUCUGAUGUAAGAGAACAAAAUAUAACAUUCUCAGAUUAUUUAUAUCGAGAUAGAAUUUAUAAAAUAUAUUUGCUUGAGAAAAUUAUUCAAUUAUAAGAACACAUAAUGAUAAUUGAAAAUACUUAUAAUAAUAAUUGAUUCUAAAUUUUCUAUUGAAAAAUUGAUUUGCUAUCAAGUAUUCAAAAGAGGAUUCCAAUUAAACAAUAAAAAAAAUAUGUUUUCCAUAAGUCAAAAUGAUUUUUUUACAAUAACAAAAGUAGAAGGACCAAUUAUGAAAUUUAGAAAACGGAAUAUUCCAAGAAUAUUCUGUCAACUUUAAUGCAAUGCACAUAACAGUAAACUUAAGUGGUACCGGGUGCACAUAUAAUAGAGUUCAGUGGUACCCGACGCCCUAUUCAAACUUAAGUGAUAUGUCUACCCCAAUUAUCAAACUUAAGUGGUACCCGAGGUAUUUUACCCUACAUUCUCCACAUGUUACCGUUUCUGAGUCAUUGCUCUACUCGGCUUGGUUAAGGUUGCCUGCAGAAGUGAAGGGUGAAACUAGAAAGGUAAGUAAUUGCAGGAGUGAGAGCUGGAGCGGAAGUGAGAGAGAGAAAAAGCAUAUUUUUACUGUUUUAGAGAAUUAUGUAUUUAGAGCGUUGAGAAAACAUUAAUAUAAUAUUUUAAUUCAAAUAUUAUUUAAUGUACCAACUUUUUUACAAAAUAUUACCACAAAUUUAAAGAAAAAUAAAAUGAGAAAAUUUGUUGAACUUACACACAAAAAAAAAUUUCUUGAACAAAGAAAAGCUCAAUGACUCAGGAAUUUGUUGUCCAAAAUGAAAUUGAGACCAAAACUUAAAAGUAAAAGCAUAUAGUGGCCCAAGAUUCACGUACAUGGAGUCAUGGACCUAAAGGCCCAACCUGGCCGUUGAAGACCAAAAUCUAAGCCACUCCCCUUCUUUCUCUAAUUAGAAAAAACUUUCAAACAGUUGCGGCCCAUCCUCUCAAUGGGAGGUAGAUAAAAAAAUAAAAAAAAGAGCUCAAUUGAAAAUCAUCGGAGAAAUUCAGGCGGGCUAACCAAAUCAAAACUUCCCAUUUCAAAUCCGUACUGUCUCCCUCUCCUCUCUCUCUCUGUCAUCUCAUCAUCUGGCAUCUGCGUUCUAAUUCCCCCCGUUCCCAUUCUCUCUCCUACCCAGACAGGAAGGCCGUCCGGCGGCACGGCAGCGGGCGCCAAUGGAGUCGCUCCGCUUGAUCUGCGACGAAACGAUACCCCGUGCGCGGGAGAGAAUGGACUCUUUUGAGGAAGAAUUCGCCAGUUCCCUGGAUUCAAUCAAGGCCAAAGCCGAAUGCACCGCCCAAACUCAAGGGAAAUUGUGGAAGCUGAAGUCCACCUUGAGAGAUGCCGAAGAUGAAUUUGUGAAAGUGCUCUCAGUGAAAACCCAGAAAGAGGCAAAGCAGAUGCGACUAAGAGACUCCAUAUCUGCUGUAAGGAAUCGAUCAGAAGAACUUAGAAAGACCCUGCAAAUUCAAACAUCAAGGAGGGACGAGUAUGCUGGAACUAUAUCUCAAUUAUAUCUUGAUAAAGGGAACCGGGACAGCGAAUUAAGCGGAAAAACUCAAGAGGCAUUGCUAUGGUAUGAUAGGAUUCUAGGCUUCCAAAUAGAAGGCGGGCACGGGGUCAAAUUCACGUUCAGAAACAUCAAUGUGAAAAAUCCAUCUGAGGAAUACUCCUUCACUGUUCGCCAUGAAAAUGAUACAUACAGCUUGUUGGCUUGCAAUCCACAAUUGAACGAUACCAAAGAGUUGAUCCAUGAGCUGAAUAGAACCAAUGGCCUAUUCAAGUUUGUCAGAACAAUGAGGGAAAAGUUUCAAGAAGCUGCAUCAUCUGGAUUUUUAUCGCAAUCCUCAACUCCUCAGCAAGAAGAGCUGUCCACGAUUUCUGCAUCCGCUCCAGCUUUGUCAGUUUACACUGACCAAAGUGAUUCUCCGACACAGAGAGAGGAGCGUUCAGAUGAUGUCAAGAGACACCCAAAGAAAGUCAACCGUGGAAGAGUGGGCAGAAAGGAAUUGCUAUCACCCGAGUCAAUUCGCCGAUCACCUCGGUUACGGGUAUCUUCAAGAGUAAGAUGACUCCUGAAGUUUUGAUAUGAGCUCUUUGAGAAUUAUACCAACAUAAUAUGCCAACUAGCAGGAAUAGCCUAUGUUGUUAAUGAACGAAAGAAUAGAUCAUCUUCAAUUUAGUCUAUGCAUACCAGAUUGCUAUUUGGUUGGGACAGAAGUUGGAAAAGGAUGGCCUUGGUUAAUUUCAUUGUCAAUAAGCAUGAAGCCAUGAACCUCGUACUAUUGUGACUCAUUCACCUCAUAGCGAGUCUCAACACUUUGGGUCUGGUUUAUUGCCUGUCUAUAUUUAGAGCAUUCAAAUUUCAUAGAAAUUUAACAGAUGAUCAUUGAACAGGGCAGGAAAUGAUCAUGCCGAUACAGUUAAUCUGACCUCGGAUCCUGACGAAAUGGUAUGUGCAUUAUGUGGUUACCAGCUCUUUAACCAAGUUCCUUUUCACUUUGUCGCUGAACAGUUGAUUUCUCUUAUCCAUACGUUUCAGCCUUUGGGUCAUUCAGCUAGCUCCUAUCUCCGACUCUGUUGAUAGCAAACAUCAGUCCUGGUGUAGUACUAGUUCAGUUAUACAUACCUCGGUAUCAAAGUAAGCUAUCAAGUUGCUGGUUUCAGAGCUCUAAGACUCGGCUUGCCAUUCAAACGCUACGCCUCAAAACCCACUCAAUGUAAUGUAUUGGUAUUGUUCAUUCUGUUGCAGUUCAUGCAUAAAUGUAAGGUAUUCGGCAGCUUUGCAAACAUCUAGUCUGCAAAAUUUGUAGUGUAUUCGGUUCUUCACGUUUAUAUGUUGUAGAGCAUUCAAAUGUUGGGUUUCGAGGUCAUAGACGCAAUUGAAAUAUAAUUGAAACCCUCCAUGACUCGCAUGAUUCAAUAAGAAUUAGAGUUUAAA
This is a messenger RNA of Linum trigynum, 3100 nucleotides long. The record is from the annotation of a GenBank genome assembly. Lineage: Eukaryota; Viridiplantae; Streptophyta; Magnoliopsida; Malpighiales; Linaceae.